AUGAUAGAGUUGACUUCUUUGAAUGGAAAGAUGGUCCGAUGGAAAAUUCUACUUUUCAAAUUUGAUAUAGUCUAUGUGAAUCAGAAAUCUGUAAAAGGGAGUGCAAUAGCAGAUUUUAUAGCCAGUAGAGCUUUAGAGGAUUACGAGCCCUAUAAAUUUGAUUUCCCAAAUGAAGAUCUAAUGUAUGUUGCCACCACUGAAGAAGACUCUCAAGAAAACCAUCCUUGGAAACUAAACUUCGACGGAGCCUUAAACGCUGUGGGUAACAAAAUUGGGGAAGUCUUGGUAUCCCCAAAUGGAUAUCAUUAUCUCUUUACAAGUAAAUUGGAUUUUGAUUACACAAAUAACAUGAUAGAAUACGAAACAUGCAUCAUGGGUAUCCGUGCAACCAUAGAACACAAGAUCAAAAUACUAGAGGUAUAUGGGGAUUCUGCGCUAGUGAUAUAUCAACUUAAAGGUGAAUGGGAGACAAGAGAUCCCAAGUUGAUUGAUUAUAGAAGCUUGGUCCUUGAAUUAAUUAAAAAGUUUGAUGAUAUCACCUUCUGCUACCUCCCGCGAGAAGAAAAUCAGAUGGCUGACGCCCUAGCAACUUUAGCUUCCAUGGUCAAGGUGAACAAACAAAAGGAUGUGAAACCUUGGUACCAUGACAUAUUGCGGUAUGUAAAAAAUCGUGAAUAUCCUGACCAAGCAACUGAGAAUGAUAAAAAAACGUUGAGAAGGCUAGCCAGUGAUUCCGUCUUAGAUGGGGAGAUCCUAUACAAAAGAAGAAAGGAUCAGGUGCUACUAAGAUGUAUAGACGCUGUCAAGGCUAAGAAAAUCUUAGAGGAAGUACAUGAGGGUGUCUGCGGAACACAUGCUAAUGGGUUUACGAUGGCCAAUCAAAUCAUAAGAUUCAGGUAUUAUUGGUUCAAAAUGGAAGGGGAUUGCAUCAUCAUUGAUUACUUCACCAAGUGGGUAAAGGUUGCUUCAUACGCUAAUGUUACAAAGUCGUCAGUUGGCAAGUUCUUAAAGAAAGAGAUCAUAUGUCGGUAUGGCAUGCCAGAAAAGAUCAUAUCGGACAAAGAAGGAGAUCAUAUGUCGGUAUGGCAUGCCAGAAAAGAUCAAUUUGAACAACAGCACGAUAGUAGAGGUCCGUAG
Gossypium raimondii (Peruvian cotton) is the source of this 1137-nucleotide messenger RNA. RefSeq lists its product as uncharacterized. The transcript has 2 exons. The coding region runs from base 1 to 1137 and encodes 378 amino acids. Lineage: Eukaryota; Viridiplantae; Streptophyta; Magnoliopsida; Malvales; Malvaceae. The record is from RefSeq and is a predicted model, not a curated record. Gene Ontology annotation, molecular function: nucleic acid binding; RNA-DNA hybrid ribonuclease activity.